AUUCAGCUUUCAAUCUUCUUCGUAAGUUUGUAAACAAAAUAGGACUUCUGGUCAUACAAGAACAAACUAAUGAAUUGAAAUACCUGAGUAUUCCUGUAAAAUAGUCACCUGAUGCUUGUUAGGUAAACCACAUAAGGAAAAUGAGAAUACCAUGGCUUGAAACCAUCAACCUUGUUCCUUCUGGUGAGAUUUUAGGGAGGAAUAUGGAUUUCUGAACCGUUGAUGAAACCUCGUCCUCCUACGAAGUAAGCAGCCUUCCCCUCACUUCGUGCUAUCUUGAUCGUUGGCCACAACUUGUUCCUUCUUUCUAUGUCUUCCGGGCUGAGAUGCUCGGCGAAACGCAUACCAUGGCUCUGAAGGAAGGCGUUCUUCCUAGCAGCUUUCCAGACAGCAUCCCUGUAGAAUCUGGUAGUGAAUAGGAUGAUGAUACCCCUGGGUCUUGAAUCGCUUUGCUGUUGCUUCUUGCCGAGGCGAUGUACAACGUCGAUGGUAUCACCAACUUUGUUCUUCUCUGCAGGCAAAACUUCUUGGCAGAUACGGAUAGCCUCUCCUCGCACAUCUUCCUUCUCCACCUCUGGCAAGCCGUAGAGUCUCAGGUUCCAUUUUCUUGUGUAUUGUUCCAGAUCAUUGAGACGUCUAUGGUAGACAUUGUUAUUCUUUUCCACCCUUUCCACAUUUUUUUCAACUUUUGCCACUCUCGUUUUCACAUCAUUAAUUUCACCACAUGCAAACUCCAGUCUUUUUCAAGCCUUCGAUAACCAUGGUGUUCGCGCCUACCAUUUUCUCAAUGGCGUCACACCUGGAGUUGAUGAGUAAGGAGAGGGUAGCCACGAUGUCAGAGUUCAUGUUGGGUUUUUUGGAGGGUGGAGGUUUGCACGGAGUAACCGGUAAAGAGGGGAAUUCGUCAUCUUCAGCAUUCGAAAGCAUGAUAUUAUCCAUAGGCCAAGUGUAGUUAUGGCAGUUGUCUAAAAGCACGUUUCUCUCUUGUUGAUUAGCAAUAGAACGGCUAACUUUUUCCUUUCUUUUUUUGUCACGACUUUGCAUGGACAUGCUGAAAUAAAUGAUCCAAUUAUCAUUCCAGUCACAGGAAAGGUCUUAUAUCUUGAACAAAUAAAGAUAAUAAUGACUAAACUUUUUUUAAUUUAAAUUUUUCACAAUCUUUCUGAAGUUUGGUACGGAGCUCGGUUAAAAAGCGUCUGUUCAAGCAGUCAUCUUGGCACCGUCGCCCCCAACGGAAUCGUACUAAUGAAUACACCCCAGAUGUGGAUGAUGUCAGUGACCCCCACACUUUCCCAUCCAAUUAUCUCUGAGACCCCGGCUGCCCCUGGCUUUAUCUGUGAAACUGUUUAUGGAAGGCCUUUCACACACACAUUCUAUGGUCCUGAGGAGUUAAAAUGAAAUCCUUUGAAAAGACCACCAGUGUGCAAGCCUCUUAAAACUCACGAGGACUAUUUGGGAAAAUCUUCAAACUGAAGCUACUUGCUGCUUUGGAAUCUGGAAAACAACACAAAAGUCGAUCAACUCGUCCAUGUUGCAGGAUGAGAGCAGAGGAGCUGAUGCCUUGUGUUCUUAUCACUCUGCUGGGGCUGACCCUGAUGGAGUCAACUCAUGGACAGCACAUGUCAGAUGAACCCUGCUCCGUCCAGAUCCUCGUCCCAGGACUCAAAGGAGAGCCAGGAGAAAAGGGAGAGAAAGGGGCACCUGGGAGACCAGGAAGAUUGGGUCCACUAGGGGAGAUGGGACAUACUGGAGUUAAAGGACAUAAGGGUAUUAUAGGACGUUAUGGGAAAAUGGGCCCCUGUGGAAUCAAAGGUUUAAAAGGAGAUAUGGGGGAUCCUGGGCCAAUGGGCCUGAGUGGUGAUCCAGGUGUUCCAUGUGAAUGCACACCCCUGAGGAAGAUGAUUGGUGAGAUGGACAUCCUAGUGGCCCAGUUAUCCAAUGAGAUGAAGUUCAUCAAAACUGCACUGCCCUCCCCUGCAGCUGUCGCCGGCAUCAAAGAGACCGACAGUAAGGUCUAUCUACUGGUCAAGGAGGAGAAAUGCUACACCGAUGCAGAGGUCUAUUGUCAGGGAAGGGGUGGACACUUGGCCAUGCCCAAGGACGAGGGGGCCAACGCAGCCAUCGCUGGGUACAUCACUGAGGCGGGCCUGAGCCGGGUGUACAUUGGCAUCAAUGACAUAGACCGUGAGGGCCAUUUCACCUACGUGGAUCGCUCCCCCAUGAGCACCUUCAGCAAGUGGAGGGAAGGAGAACCCAACAAUGCCUACAGGGACGAGGACUGUGCUGAGAUGAUGGCGGCGGGGGACUGGACAGAUGUGGCCUGCCAUCCCACCAUGUACUUUGUGUGUGAGUUUGACAAGGACAUUGUCUGAGGGGAAUUUUGAGAGUGGUAGUGAGUUGGAAGGGCAAAGGCCUCAUUGGAGCUGCAUGACAGAGAGAGGCUAUAAUUAUAGAGAAGCCUUUUAUAGUUAUACAGAUGAUGUUCAGUAAGAAACAUUAUUUUGACACAGCUGCAUUUGUUUAAUCACCCACCAGUGCUAAAUAUCAUUGUACAGUUUAGAAUAUUGUGUAUAGAAUACUGUGUAUAUAGUUGUGUAAAAACAAGGUUUCUUCUCAGUUUUUCCAGAAUUCUGCUUUUUUGACUUGAAAGUUUGAAUUGAAUGGAUGCAGUUUUUAUAAACCUUUGCAUUGAAUGGCUACAGCAACAUUUAAUAUGGACCAUGCAAACUCAACAAAGUAGUGAGUAACUGUAGAUGCAAAAUGUAUUUACUAUUACCCAAUACAUGUUGGAAAAUACACAAACAUGUCUUGUAGUAUGUUCAUAUUGUUGGUCUGUUAUCUUUUUAUAAAAGUAAUUUCUUGGAAAGUGCACUUACAGGAACAAUAGACAAGCUAGCUAUGUAGGUUGGCAUAGAGUAGUUGGGGAUGGGCUUGAAAGUGUUUGUGAGGUCUGUCAGAUGUCUUGACUUCAAUGAUGGUGCAGAGUUCAUGUAGCUGACAUUAUCCAGAUAUUUAAUGGUUUCUGGUAUGUUAUGGGAUAUUCAUCAGCAAAAAACAGAAAGAAAUAAGAUUUUGGGACAUAUCAUAAUGUCUGUUUCACCAAUACUGCAUUCAGUUGUUGAAAGCCUAUCUAUUGUAAAAUAUGGACAUGUAUGUCCUUUUAACAGAACAGUGUCCUCAGGGAUGCAGAUGGUGAAAUAUGUGAUUUGGUAUUGCUCAUUUGCCUGUAAUGUACAACAUAAACACUGAUACUAAUAGUAGUUCAUUUAUUUUUCUAUUUACAAGUAAACGCUAUGUAACUGUCCUACUGGUGUAUUUUGUAGGUUACCUCCACCUAGUGGCUAAUAGUGAAACACUCCUACCACUGUUCACUGUUGAUCUCCUCACAUAGAGCUAUCGGGAAUGUUACCAAAUUAAAAUGGAAAGAUAAAGACACAAACCAGAUGUGGCUAUUUCUAGGAAAACAUAAUAUACUGACACCACAUUCAAUUUCAACCGGCAUACCUUGCAUGUGAACCUAUUAACUUAUAUAGACUAACAGGUUUAUGAUGCUUGCAGAUCAUCUACAAUUUAAUUUUAAAAAUCCAGUCCUUAUAAUGACCUUUUCCUCUCAUACCAAUGUUAAAAUAUGUAACAUGUUACUCUAUAGGCAUACCUCUUAUUUUAUUUAACUAGGCAGGUCAGUUCAGAACAAAUUCGUAUUUACAAUUACGGCCAAACCCUAACCCGGAUGACGCUCGGCCAAUUGUGUGCUGCCCUAUGGGUCUCCCAAUCAUGGCUGGCUGUGAUACAGCCUGGAAUUAAACCAGGGUCUGUAGUGAAGCCUCUAGCACAGUGCCUUAGACCGCUGCACCACUCGUGAGCCCCAAAUUCGACCAGAUACAGAAGCAAAAGGUCUGUCUGCACAUGAUGUAAUCUGGUGAAAACAUUUGAAAAGAUGCCAUGACCUUAAGGAGCAAUUGAAAGGUAAGAAACAAAAAUGACAUGUGAUCAGAAAAUUGUAACAGUAAUCGUUUGCAAUGAGGACCAGAUUCAAAUUCUAUUAUACUGUAGUUCCAUCUAACAACAGAUCACCUUAUUGUGAUAGAUUAUGAGUGAGCAGCAUUGGUAAUCUCCUUCUGUCAGGAGCUGACAGUCUUAAUAGGGGAAUAUUCAUGUUGGAAUGGUGCCCCUGACUGGAACUCCAUAUAUUGGCAUAGCUGUCUCAUCUAAAAAUGUAUGUCGAAUUGUGUCUUUGCAAGAACUCCAUGUAUGGGCCUGACAGGAACUCAUUUUGUGGGCGUAGUAAAUUGUUUGCUAAAUGAUUACAUCUGAGUUCUAUAUGAAUCAAGAGUUUUUAGGCUAGCACAGUUUGGUUUUCAUCAGGUCGUCAAUUGAUUAUGGAUGCUUUGAUUGCUGAUUGCUUUUAAGACUGUGCCUGUUGAUACUUUACAAGUGUAACUGUCUCAGAGGGUUUUGGGCUGGGGAAUUGGAAACAAGGUAGCAGAGUAGGAUCUCGGGGAUCUAAUAACCAAGCCAUAUGUGGCACUGGGGAAUGUUCCUCCAUGGUUCUUUCCAAGGCCUUAUGAGAAUUUGAUUGUGGAAUAGGAGUGGUGUGAUGUUGGUAAUGUAAGUACACAAGUAGAUCAGUUUGUUGGUAAUAAUUUGUAUUCCUUUUUGACAGUAACAGGUUUAGUAGUUCUGCCAAUCCAGCAGCUGUUAAUUGUUGAGUUCUAGCCUGAGAAAAAUAAAGGUGUGGUCAUACC
This is a messenger RNA of Oncorhynchus tshawytscha (Chinook salmon), 4745 nucleotides long. Its product is annotated as collectin-11. The transcript has 7 exons. Lineage: Eukaryota; Metazoa; Chordata; Actinopteri; Salmoniformes; Salmonidae. Bases 1539 to 2372 code for a protein of 277 amino acids. The record is from RefSeq and is a predicted model, not a curated record.